Molecule: messenger RNA, 3690 nt
Organism: Arabis nemorensis
Lineage: Eukaryota; Viridiplantae; Streptophyta; Magnoliopsida; Brassicales; Brassicaceae
Source: the annotation of a GenBank genome assembly
AUGCAUCCGUCCGACGUUCCAGCAACAGUGGUGGAGAAGAAGAAAGAGAAGGAGAGGCCAAGUGUGUCAGUGUUUAAGCUCUUCUCCUUUGCUGAUUUCUAUGAUUGCGUUUUGAUGGCUCUUGGAUCCAUUGGUGCGUGUKUUCAUGGAGCUUCRGUUCCGGUCUURUUCAUCUUCUUCGGCAAACUCAUCAACAUCAUCGGUCUUGCUUACCUCUUCCCACAAGAGGCUUCUCACAAAGUCGCCAAGUACUCGUUGGAUUUUGUAUAUCUGAGUGUGGUGAUACUCUUCUCAUCAUGGAUAGAGGUUGCAUGUUGGAUGCAUACGGGAGAGAGACAAGCAGCGAAGAUGAGAAAAGCUUAUCUCCGAUCAAUGUUAAGUCAAGACAUAAGCUUAUUCGACACCGAAGCUUCCACCGGAGAAGUCAUCUCCGCCAUCACUUCUGACAUUCUUGUCGUCCAAGACGCUCUCUCUGAGAAGGUAGGGAAUUUCUUGCACUGCAUGAGCCGAUUUAUAGCCGGUUUUGCAAUCGGAUUCACAAGCGUAUGGCAAAUAAGUCUCGUCACUCUCUCCAUAGUCCCACUCAUUGCUCUGGCCGGUGGCAUCUAUGCAUUCGUCAGCACCGGACUCGUCGUCCGUGUCCGGAAAGCAUAUGUGAAGGCCGGAGAAAUUGCGGAAGAGGUGAUUGGGAAUGUGAGGACCGUACAAGCGUUCACGGGAGAAGAAAAGGCGGUGAGAUCAUACCGAMAAGCUCUGAAGAACACCUACACUUACGGUAGAAAAGCCGGUUUAGCCAAAGGACUAGGGCUCGGUUCGAUGCACUGUGUCCUGUUUUUGUCUUGGGCUUUGCUUGUUUGGUUCACAAGCAUCGUUGUUCACAAGGGAAUUGCUAAUGGCGGCGKAUCUUUCACUACCAUGCUUAACGUCGUCAUCGCUGGCUUGUCUCUGGGACAGGCAGCUCCUGACAUUUCAACAUUUGUACGAGCGAGAGCUGCUGCGUAUCCGAUUUUUCAGAUGAUCGAACGGAACAAAAAGGCGAAAAUAGGCCGUAUACUCGGGAAAGUAGACGGACACAUUCGAUUCAGCGAAGUGAGUUUUACCUACCCAUCUCGACCUGAUGUGGUGAUCUUUGACAAGCUAGACCUCGAGAUUCCAGCUGGGAAAAUCGUGGCACUUGUCGGAGGAAGCGGGUCCGGGAAAAGCACGAUUAUUUCUCUAAUCGAACGGUUCUACGAGCCUACCGAUGGAGCAGUGUUUCUUGACGGGAAUGAUAUCAGAUACUUGGAUCUCAAGUGGCUAAGAGGACAAAUAGGUCUAGUUAAUCAAGAGCCUGCUCUGUUUGCAACCACGAUUCGUGAGAACAUUAAGUAUGGUAAAUCCUAUGCCACAACUGAGGAAYUUACCKGUGCAGCAMAUCUCUCGGAAGCUCUCACAUUCAUCAACAAUCUCCCGGACGGUUUCGAAACCCAGGUUGGUGAGAGAGGGAUUCAGCUAUCCGGUGGGCAGAAGCAGAGGAUCGCGAUAUCGAGAGCCAUCGUUAAGAACCCUUCAAUACUAUUACUCGAUGAGGCCACAAGCGCUCUAGACGCGGAGUCAGAGAAAAGCGUACAAGAAGCUUUGGACCGAGUGAUGGUUGGGAGGACGACAGUUGUGGUGGCUCACAGACUCUCCACAGUAAGAAACGCCGACAUUAUAGCCGURGUUGAAGGAGGAAUGAUCAUCGAGUGCGGAAGCCACAACGAACUCAUCUCUAACCCUUAUGGAGCUUACUCUUCUCUCCUUCGUAUCCAAGAAGCUACCAACCCUAGCUUGAACCACACUCCAAGCAUACCAAUCAGUACAAAUUCUUUGCCUGAARUACCAGUUAUAGCACAGAGGUGCUUAUGCUCCAGUCAUCAAUCAGUAAAUCUACGAGACACGACCAAACAGGAACAAGACAAAGUAACGWUGGGACGUCUCUACUCUAUGAUCCGUCCGGACUGGAAGUACGGAAUCUGUGGGACAUUAGGUUCCUUAGUCGCGGGAUCUCAAAUGCCGCUUUUCGCGCUUGGGAUCUCCCAGGCUUUAGUUUCUUAUUACAUGGACUGGGACACUACUCAAAAAGAGGUCAAGAGAAUCUCUAUCCUCUUCUGUUGUGCCUCGGUCAUAACCGUCAUCGCGCACGCCAUUGAGCAUACCACCUUCGGCAUUAUGGGUGAGCGUCUCACUCUCCGCGUCCGCCAAAAGUUGUUCUCAGCGAUCUUGAGGAAUGAAAUCGGGUGGUUUGAUAAGGUAYAUAACACUAGCUCAAUGUUGGCAUCGCGGCUUGAAAGCGAUGCGGCAUUGCUUAGAACCAUCGUGGUCGAUAGAUCYACGAUUCUACUGGAGAACUUUGGUCUCGUUGUGACCUCUUUCAUCAUUUCUUUUAUACUCAACUGGCGUCUCACUCUUGUUGUCUUGGCAACAUAUCCAUUGAUUAUAAGCGGCCAUAUCAGCGAGAAACUUUUCAUGCAAGGCUAUGGAGGACACUUGAGUAAAGCCUAUUUGAAGGCUAACAAGUUAGCAGGAGAGUCCGUUAGCAACAUUCGAACCGUGGCCGCCUUUUGUGCCGAGGAGAAGGUUCUAGAACUUUAUUCCAAAGAGCUUUUAGAACCUUCCAAACGUUCUUUCAGGCGUGGACAGAUUGCCGGGAUUUUGUACGGUGUUUCACAGUUCUUCAUCUUCUCUUCCUACGGCCUUGCCCUCUGGUACGGAUCGAUUCUGAUGGCGAAAGGAUUGUCAAGUUUCGAAUCCGUGAUGAAAACAUUCAUGGUUUUGAUUAUAACGGCGUUAGUGAUGGGUGAAGUGUUGGCUCUAGCCCCUGAUCUUCUCAAAGGAAACCAGAUGGUUGCAUCGGUUUUCGAGCUAUUGGACCGAAGAACUCAAGUCGUUGGAGAUACCGGUGAGGAGCUGGGUGAUGUGGAAGGCACAAUUGAGCUCAAAGGUGUCCAUUUCAGCUAUCCUUCACGGCCCUAUGUGUCUAUUUUCCGCGAUUUCGACCUAAAAAUUCCUUCCGGAAAAAGCAUGGCUCUUGUGGGACAAAGCGGGUCUGGCAAAAGUUCGGUCCUUUCGCUCAUUCUUCGAUUCUACGAUCCUACAGCCGGGGAAAUCCUGAUAGACGGACAAGACAUCAAGAAACUGAAACUGAAAUCGCUGCGAAGCCACAUCGGUCUAGUUCAACAAGAACCAGCUCUGUUUGCAACGACGAUCUACGAGAACAUCUUGUACGGAAGAGAAGGAGCUUCUGAAUCUGAAGUCAUGAUAGCAGCUAAGCUUGCAAACGCUCACACCUUCAUCAGCUCUCUCCCGGAAGGUUACUGUACCAAAGUCGGUGAACGAGGCAUUCAGAUGUCGGGAGGCCAGAGACAGAGGAUCGCUAUCGCUAGAGCCGUCCUCAAGAAUCCAGAGAUUCUGCUCCUUGACGAAGCCACAAGCGCCUUGGACGUUGAAUCAGAGCUUGUGGUACAACAAGCAUUGGAUCGGCUAAUGACGAACAGGACCACGGUGGUGGUGGCUCAUCGGCUAUCUACAAUCAAGAACUCAGAUAUGAUAAGUGUAAUACAAGAAGGUAAGAUCAUAGAGCAAGGAAGCCACAAUAGCCUCGUUGAGAACAACAAUGGUCCUUACUCUAAGCUCAUCAGUCUUCAGCAGCAGCAACAACAAGAUCCUUGA